AUGGACAAUGUCAGACGCCUUCCUGCGGGCUAUCGACGAGAUACGUCCUCCACUUCCACCCGUGAUUCGCGCACGUCACGGAUGCUUGACUUUGGCUCCGGCUCAAAUGCCUCGCACAAUGUCACCUCGCGACACUCGCCUUACUUUGCGCCACGGACACCUCUGGAGACUGGCCUGUUCGAUCCUCACUCCCCCCCAGAAGUUGAGAGGCCACUUGACGACUUUGACAGGGCUCUGCUGGAUGAGGGCCCAAAAGCCCAAGGACCUGCAGGGAAACCGGGCCUGACCCGGGUCUCGCUUCCUCUGAAACCUCUUACGCCGUUGAUGACAAGCCGUACAGGAAGACUCUCACAAGAUGACUCGCAUGACAAGCCAAACCUCCAGGCAUCUAGCUCCUCGCCCACUGCUCCUACCACGAGUCCCACAGUGUCAUUCCUCCAGAGCCGUCAACGUCACAGAACGAAUCCGUCUCUUCCAAGGAGGAUCUUUGACUCAAGGUCAAAUAACUUUUCAUCUGAAGCAGCCGGGCCCUCUCCCGCUAUGACCACUGGAAACAUGAGAGGAGGCCGAAUAUCGUCGCUAGGCAAUCAGCCUACCUCGACUCUUCCUGUCAUCCAAGGGAUUCAGCUGCUCCCAGCUACUAUAUUGCCAGACCAAAUGCGUUCGGUCUUCAAAUUUGAGGUCUUCAAUGCAGUUCAGUCAAAAUGUUUUGAAAGUGCCUUCCAGUCGGAUGACAACCUGGUCGUGUCUGCCCCGACUGGGAGUGGCAAGACUGCCAUCAUGGAGCUAGCUAUCUGCAGGCUAGUGACAGAGUCCAAAGGUCGAGACUUCAAAGUGGUAUACCAAAGCCCUACCAAAUCGCUAUGUUCGGAAAGAUAUCGUGAUUGGCAAAUGAAGUUUGGUGCUCUCAAUCUGCAUUGUGCUGAACUCACAGGCGACACUGACCAUGGCGACUUGGCCAAUGCACAGAAGGCGAACAUCAUUAUCACAACUCCAGAGAAAUGGGACAGCGUGACUCGAAAAUGGAAGGAUCACGCCAAGCUGAUGCAGCUGGUCAAACUCUUUCUUGUCGAUGAGGUGCACAUUCUCAAGGACGAGCGCGGCGCCACGCUUGAAGCUGUCGUGUCCAGGAUGAAGUCCGUGAAAUCCAAUAUCAGAGUUGUUGCGUUAUCCGCGACCGUGCCGAACUCGGAGGACGUGGCAACCUGGCUGGGAAAGAACUCUUCGUCGCAGCACUUGCCUGCACGCAGAGAGGUCUUUGGAGAGAGUUUUCGGCCUGUCGAGCUCAAUAAGCAUGUCUAUGGGUUUGAGGCGAAGAGCAAUGAUUUUGCCUUCGAGUCGAUGUUAACACACCAAAUACCUGAUAUCAUUGCCAAGCAUGGACGGGGGAAGCCUGUCAUGGUAUUUUGCUCUACCCGACGAGCUGCGGCUACAACUGCCAAGAUGCUUGCGGACAUGUGGUCGACCUCACGUCCCUUGGAGCGCCUGUGGAGAGGGCCCGAAAAGCCUCUCUCACUGACGAGUUCUGAUCUCAAAGCCACGGCGGUGGCUGGAGUAGCUUUCCAUCACGGAGGCGUGCUCGCAUCAGAUCGCCAGACUAUCGAGAAUGCUUUUCUGGAUGGACAGAUCAGUGUCAUUUGUAGCACUUCCACUUUGGCUGUCGGCGUGAACCUUCCUUGCUAUCUGGUAAUCCUGAAAGGAACAAUGUCUUGGACCGACAAUGGCUUCAAGGAAUACGCAGAUCUGGAAGUCAUGCAAAUGCUUGGUAGAGCAGGGAGACCGCAAUUCGAAACUUCAGCAUGUGCGGUUAUUCUAACUCGAAAGAACAAAGUUGCGCACUACCAGAAGAUGGUGUCAGGUGAAGAGAUGUUGGAGAGCUGCCUUCAUCAGAAUCUUAUCGAGCACCUCAACGCAGAAGUUGUCCUCGGAACAGUGCAUGAUGUCGCAACGGCAAUGCAAUGGCUAGAGAGCACUUUCUUCUAUGUUCGCCUGAAGAAGAAUCACUCUCAUUAUCAAUUUCGAGAAGGAGUCGACGAAAGUACCGAGGAUGAGUUGCUCGAGCGACUGUGCACGAAAGAUGUUGGGUUACUCCUGGACGCCGGACUCGUGGAGCACACCCCUCGAUUGACCUCGACUGUCUUUGGAGAGGCUAUGGCAAGGUACUACGUCAGCUUUGACACUAUGAAAUCUUUCAUGGGAUUACCCCCCAGGGCGAGGAUGUCGGAAAUCCUAUCGGUUCUGGCCCAAGCAAGAGAAUUCCGCGAAAUACGAAUGUUGGCCGGGGAGAAAUCUUUUUACAAAGAAAUCAACAAAGCCCCGGAGAUCAAGUUUCCGGUCAAGGUCGAUGUUGCCCUACCAUGCCACAAGAUCUCGCUGCUGAUCCAGGCUGAACUGGGCAACGUCGCGUUGCCUGACGGCGAGACCCACAAAAAGCAUCACCACCAGAGUCGAAUAGACAAGGCACCGGUCUUUGCACACGCGAACAGGCUGAUCCGAUGUAUCAUUGACUGUCAAAUUCAUCUCGAGGAUGGCACUUCGACUCGGAACGCGCUUGAGUUAGGGCGCAGCCUUGCGGCACGCGUAUGGGACAAUACCGCCAGCCAGCUCAGGCAGGUUGAAGGACUGGGUGAAGUUGCUGUUCGAAAACUGGCGGCUGCCCAUAUUAACAGCAUCGAUACGCUUCUCAACACCGAGCCCUCCCGGAUCGAAAUAGUCCUUGGGAAGCAUCCUCCUUACGGCCACCAACUAUUGCAAAAGCUGGAAGCAUUUCCCAACCUGAGAAUAUCGGUCAAAGAGACUGCCCGAGAAGUUCUAGCCGGCAAUGGUGUCAAGAUCAAAAUCAUUGCGGAGCUUGGAUUCCUGAACAAGCAGUUGCCACGUAUCUUCAACAAGAAGAUAUUCUCUAUCUGCUUUUUAGCUGAGACUUCUCACGGGGCUCUCGUGGAUUUCAGGAGGUUCAAUCCAAAAAGGCUUGAAAGUGACGGACAGGUGUGCCUCACGUUGCACGUCACGAGGCCGACUAAUUAUGUUAACUGCUACGUGAUGUGCGACAACAUCGCUGGUACCAGCAAGUACGCCAAACUCCAACUAUCGGACAUUCCGAAGUUGGUCGAGGAGUUCGAUGACGGCGGUAUCAAUGACCAGGAUCUGCUAGACCUGGAAGCUGAUGUUGUCACGUAUCGGGAACCUACGCAACUGCGCAACGGGCGCUGGACUUGUCAGCAUGACUGCAAUGAACAGAACAAGAAAUGCAAACACCGAUGCUGCAAAGAAGGCGUUGCAAAGCCGAGGCGCAGACCAAAAGUGGAGCCCAAGAUCCAAGAAGAGAAAGCCCAGAAGAAGAUAACAGCGGUAAUGAAACCGAGAUUCAAGUCUGAAGUCAAAGGUCGCACGCAUUCGGCAGAUUUGACUACAGCAAGGUCAGAAAGCAAGUCAGAUCAGAAUCGAGCCCGGAUUUCCAGUAGAGCUGAUCGUUCAAGAAGCCGGAGCCCGGGGGGUGCGAACGUUCAAGAACCGACCGCGAAAAGAGUGAAACUGUCAGAGCGCAGAGGACGAGAGGUCUCGGAACAAUUGGACAUAGAUACCAAUUUCAAGUCCAAAGAUUCAUGGCAGUCUUCUCACAAUGGCCAAUCCGACAUCCCAAAGGGACACAACCCAAGUACUGGAAAGGACAUCGAUGAACUUUUCAUUCUCUUUUCCGAUGAAGACGACGAUAACCCUGUUAACUUCUCACUCGGAAAGGUUCGGCCAAUUGAUGAACAUGACUUCUCAUCUCGGAAGAGCACUGAGGUUGUGGAAGCAACCCAACCCUUGGACACACGUCUGGUCACCGAGGACUGGCUCUCACGGGCAGACGAAGACUUGGAUUUCUCAACCGCAGAUGUUGAUCUCGGUUGUUUUGAUGCACCACUCGAGCACGUUUCCUUGUCAGACGUCCUCAAGAAAAGCAAAACUUCUGCGACAGUUCCAGGCAGUUUUGAAACGCCAGAAUUACCAGACCUCGCAGAUGACGCGAGCUUUGCUGAUGAUUUCUUCCUUGCUACUGUCGACUUCGAUGAGUCUCUAUCAAAUCAUCCCGGGAAAGUUACAGAUUCCGGCAGUCGUCGAUAUGAGGAUUUCACAUCAAUUGCUGAUACACCGGUCGAAUCAGUGAAGACCCCGGAAGGCACUGAGCUCAUCGACAGACCAGUCGAGACUGGGGAUGGGGUUGUGGAGCCUGUAGGCAUAGAGUCCGACUCUCAGCGGGAAAAGAGACUGUACGAAGAAAACCAGAAGAAAAAAUGGGAAGGUAUCGAUCAGUGGAUUUAUGACGAGUUCCACGAGUAUGUGGAGCUUGUUUGA
This is a messenger RNA of Fonsecaea erecta, 4341 nucleotides long. RefSeq lists its product as hypothetical. The transcript is spliced from 6 exons. Bases 1 to 4341 code for a protein of 1446 amino acids. The record is from RefSeq and is a predicted model, not a curated record. NCBI's taxonomy places the organism in Eukaryota, Fungi, Ascomycota, Eurotiomycetes, Chaetothyriales, Herpotrichiellaceae. Gene Ontology annotation, molecular function: ATP binding; nucleic acid binding.